Colius striatus (speckled mousebird) is the source of this 2310-nucleotide messenger RNA. Its product is annotated as putative protein FAM172B. The transcript has 4 exons. The record is from RefSeq and is a predicted model, not a curated record. Bases 920 to 2092 code for a protein of 390 amino acids. Gene Ontology annotation, biological process: regulatory ncRNA-mediated heterochromatin formation. NCBI's taxonomy places the organism in Eukaryota, Metazoa, Chordata, Aves, Coliiformes, Coliidae. Gene Ontology annotation, molecular function: siRNA binding. Gene Ontology annotation, cellular component: nucleus.
UCCACGUUCCCAUGCUCGCUCUCUAGUUGUCUCACAAAGAAGCCUCAACACCGCCGAAACCACGGCCACUACUCCCCCGCCCCAUCAACGUCCAGCUGCUCACCCGCCCUCCCCUGACGGCUUCGCUCGCUCGCCCCGCACCGGCUGCACAGGACUCCCUAGCACGCUGCCAGCCAGCUUUACUUCAACACACCCCUUCAAGCAGCUCAAGAGCAGAAGAAGAGAGUUCUAAGCAGCAGCGCCAGUACCACACAGCACUCACCGCCAGAGCCGCGGCGCUGCCGGUGUUGUUUACCCAAGUCCCACCGCCGCCUGCGCAGCUUCCCCGGGCACUUCCGGCAUGGGCACCGGCACCGCCUCCCGACCCGGCCCGGCAGCCUUGCUCGCGCCCCGCCCCUAGCGGUAGCCGCCGUCUCCUCACACCGCUCUCCGCACCCUCCCGCCUUGUCCUGGCCUUGGGGCAACGGCCCGCAGCCGCCCGCGCUAGCUUCGGUCCUCCCGCCAUGCCUCGCGUAGCGAGCGAGUGCUCGCCCGAAGGCCAGCCCUAUAAACGGUUCCUUGCCCGUCCUGCGUGCCCUGCAGUACGAGCGGCCGCUCCAGUUUUAAACUCGUCGAGUUUAGCCUGAAAUUGAGCCGCUGGGGGGUAGGGGGGCGCAAAUGACGUGGAACAAACAACAGAGGUACAGGUGUGCCAUUACUCGUGUUUCCCUGCGUCUGACAACCUGGAACAGCAAUAAAAUCAGUAGACUUCAGUCAGGCCCCUGAGGGGAGGGCGGCUCGCACAUCUCCCAGCUGCAGCUGCGACCGCCCGCCGCCGAGCCCAAAACCCGAGCGGCCGGGCUGCCCGGCACAGCCGGGCGCCUUCGGCAUCAGCGGGCAGCGCUCUCAUAAACCUGGCUGUGGCCGCAGUUCUCAGACGAUGGCCUCGGAAAUUCUCCUACAGCCCAAGAGGCGACAAAGAAUGAGAAAUUGUCUGGGAUCUCAGAAAAGAUUUCCAUCUACGAUGACGACAGAUUUUACAGGAGAUCAUACGUGGUUACAAAUGCACCAGGAAUCAAGAUUCAGGAAACUAAUAGAAAGUUCAGAGUAUCAAGAGGAACUGAAGUAUGACUUCAACGUAAAAGGGGAACUGAGGCAUCUGGAUACAAAUGAGUCCUUUGUUUUCAGUUAUUACAAGAAUGCAUAUGAGCAGAAUCAUAAACGCUAUCAAGUUUUGGUACAUUUGAUUACCCAGUAUGUUUAUGAGCUCCUGGAAAGAGUCUGCAUGCUACAGAAAGUUUAUAUUCCUACUGGUGCUAAAGAUGAUGAGCCAAGAAGCUUCUUUUUCAUGAGUGAAAAUGCAUUAAGUUCCUCUAGCCUGAUUGUCCUCCUGCAAGACCGUGGAGUUUUCCGUGCUGGACAAUGGGGACAAAGAACUACUGUCAAGGAGGGCCUAGUGCAUGGAACACAAAUACCAUUCAUCAAAAUGGCCCUUCAAAGCCACAGGGGAGUGAUUGUACUGAAUCCUAAUGACAACUUUGUUGCUCUGAAGACUGAAAAUGAGAGGUUAAGCUUUCCUACCAGGGAAGGAGCAUUGACUUCUAUGGAGUCUGUCUGGUGGAUGCCCAAAAGGGGCAGCAGCAGCCCCGAGGAGCAUACCAUCUAUGUAUGGGAUCAUUUCAUUUCUAAGAGUGCAGUUGAGAAUGUGGCCUUCAUUGCCCACGGCUAUGGCGGCUUGGUGUUUGUUGAUCUGCUGGUGCACAGAAAAUGGGAGGUGAUGAAUAAAGUCUACUCUGUGGCAUUCAUUGACUCCAUGCACAACACACAGCACCAGAGUGGAAGCGACCCGCAAGUACAGGAAUGGUUACAGAAAUACUGCCGUGAAUGGGUGUCGAACAGUAAGCCUCUAGAUAAAGCUGUGGGCUCUGUUGUUAAAGUGAAUUGCCCUACUGUCUCUGCUGGAACGGAGAAGCAUGGUUUGGCACCUUCCUGCUGCUUACAUGCCAUCUUUAAGUACCUAAAGAGCAUGCUCAAAGCCAAGGUUGCAAUAGCCUUUAGGCGUUCACCUGUUGCAACCAGAAGCAGCACGAAUAAGAAGAGAGGCAAUAAAUAAAGGUAUACUGAUUUGCUCUUGAUAGCGGUCUCUUCCUUUCAUAACCACUUCUUCACCUUUCAGUCAUCUAAGGACCUUCCCCUCACUGUGAAACAACUUUCAGUUCUUAGUUUGAAGCCAUUUUGUUCUUGAGAAACACGCAAGUACACGUUAACUGUUAGGAAAGAACUGCACUGUUGAAAGCAUUAGAGCUACAGUUCAGCAGUGAGCUGUGAAAU